UCACGUUUCCAUGUCUCUCGUCGAACUGACGGGCGGACGAAGCGAGCAGCUCUGUGCUGUCACUGUCGAUGCCGCUGUCGUCCAGCUCUGGGAACAGGGGGAGCAGCACCCCGUCGAUGUGUUCCACUGCCUCCUCCAGCUUGAUUGAUUUCUGUACUACUGGUAAACGAGACACCUCCUGAAAAGGAUUAGAAUUAUUUUCAAUUAGAUUUCAAUAGGUGUAAUCGUAUAACGGCACUCGAAUUUUUAUUAUAAUUCUGAAAUUAUUUAUGCAAAAACAUUUCUUAUAGUCAUCGUUAGUGUAGGUACUUAAAUUAAUAAAAACAAAUUACUAAUACCUACUUAUUAAGAUAGUCGAAUUCUGGAGUUUAUCGUAUUAGUUCAGCAUUAAAAAACCUCUAUUUCGGUGGGAUUUGUUUCAUAUGACGAGACAAGAAACGAUUUUUUCCUAGAUUAUCUAGAUGUUAUGGAUACAAUCAGUACCCCUAGCACGAACCAUUAUCGAAUUCGAAUAGUUUACAAACCGAAAUGUCAAUGUCAAAUUUUGUAUGGAAACUUGAACAGCAGCGGCACAAAGUACGUAACGAGAACUAAAAAUCAGUACAUAUUUGACAAUGACAUUUCGGACUCGCAAACGAUACGAAUUCGAUAUUGGUUCGUGCUAAGGGUACCGGUAUAGUACUUUAUUUUAAAUCUUAAUGUGAAAAGUAAAACCAAUGCAGGCAAAAUAGCUUGAGAAAUUACAAAACUAGAAACCAAACGAAUCAAUAACUUCACAUGAUAAACAGCUUCCAUUAAUUUGGAUCUAAUGAUAUGAUUUACUUCAUCAUUGAUUGCACUAGACAUUUAAGUACGACUUUAUAACUCUCAAAGCAAUAUCACACAGAAACAUCGAACAAUAAAAUUAAUUUUACCAGAAGUAUAGCUGCAUCCUAUCCGGACCGUGACAUUGUAAUCUUUUUACUGACCGAAAUAUCACAUUUAGCACAUUAAUAUAAAUAAUAAUGCAUAAAAUCCGAACAGACGACAUAAAAAGCAAUUAGAACAUUUUAACAGGAGGAUUUACCUAAACAGCCGAUUCGGAAAAUCGCCUGUUCUCCAAACACCUGCAACUAGUCAAAACACUGUAGCAUGAACCAACAACGAAAAAUUGAGUGGCGAGAGGGCCCUUCCUCCUGUUGCCAUGGCAACCAUGUGCCAUGCGCGCGCACUAUAUCUCACCGCGCCGCGCUGUCAAACUUAUUUACAUGUUUGUCAAACUUUUUCGCAGUUCGAUAACAAAAGUCAUUUAUUUGGAAAAAAUCUAAUAUUUCGUGUAGAAAAUAUAUUUAAACUCACGAAAAUGGCACCGAAAAAGAAAGAAGCAGUAAGCAAGUCUCGGGGCAACCUUGUUGAAGAUGAAGGCUUGGACUGGCUCAAACCACGCGCUCUGAUCAAACCUGAUGAUCAAGAAGAUGUUCCUGAAGCGGACUUGGAAGAAGAAGUAGGUCGUGUUUUAACCACAAUCAACCCUACGUGGGUGGCAGACGAAGUAGCCUACCACUACGGUCAAGGGAAGUUCGUCGCCAAGCCUAAGCCCACCUUUGGGAAGGCAUAUCCACUCUAUAUCUUUCAAGGGACUGCAAUCAGGAAAGACUCUGAUGAAGCUAAAGCGCAAGUUGCUGCUGGAUAUGGCAUGACUUCUUUUGACGAUGCUGGCCCAAAGCGGGCAAAAGUAAAGAAAUCAUCGGCAGAGGAAGAAGAAGAAGAAGAACCGGAAGCAGAGCCUGCUGCAACUGGUGAAGAAGCCAAAGCAGAAGAGGAUGCAGUGGCAGAAGAAGAGAAGCCGGCAGCUGAAAGUGGUGAAGAACCAGAGCCCACUGAGGCUCCCGCUGAACAGGCAGAGGGUGAAGGCACCGAGGAAGCAGCAGAAGAAGCAGAACCGGAAGAAAAAGAAGAAGAGGCUGCAGCUGACGCAGACGAAGAGAUCAUUGAAAUCAAACCUCGAGUUAAGAAACUUGCCAACCAGUUUAACUUCUGUGAGAGAGCUGCGCUCACAUACAAUUUUCCAAGAAGAUCGGUGGAGACGCAAACUAUUCCGCCAGCGCGAGCUAACUACGGCUCCACAGCGCUGCAGUGUAUUAUAUUCGAUUACUACCAAGAAGAUUUUGCCAAGAAACUGAAGGAAAAGGAAGAGGAGAAACCAAAAAGGUUACGCAAAAAAGCAGCAAAGCACGCGAAGUCUGCUCAACAAAUACACGACGAGCAAUUGGCUCAACGCAUCAGAGAGGCUUGGGCAAUCCUGGAGAGACUUGUCAACCAAAACAUUUACGACGAUAUCGCUCAAGACUAUCGAUAUUGGGACGAUCCAUCGGAUGAGUUCCGCGAAGGAAUGGGGUCGCUGUUGCCGCUGUGGAAGUUCCAGUUCGAGCCGAUGCGCAACCACGCCGUGUGCGAUCUGCAGUGGAACCCUCACUAUCAGGACCUGUUCGCAGUCGCUUAUGGAUCGCUGGACUUCACAAACCAGCAGAAGGAAGGUUGUCUCUGCUUAUACAGCAUAAAGAACCCAGCGUUCCCGGAGUACGCGGUCAUCACCGACUCGCCGAUCAUCUGCCUCGAUGUCUAUAAAGAGACUCCAUACCUCGUUUGUGUGGGACUCUACGACGGGAAUGUUUGCGUGUACAAUGCCCAACUAACCCUGGAAUCAUCAUAUCAAUACAAAUCUGAUUCAGUACGAGAUAAACACAGUAACAUUGUGUGGGAGGUGAGAUGGGGCGCCCGAAUGAUUGACGGUGAAGCUUCAUUCUUCUCUAUAUCCGGGGACGGGCGCGUGGUGCAGUGGGCGGUGAUGCCCGGCGAGCUGCAGGCCACUACCAUCAUCACGCUGACGUCCAACGUGCCGCCCAUACCCGGCCCCGACGGCACUAUGGUCACUGUCAACAGUUGUGGCAGUUGCAUCUGCUUCCACCCGGAAAGGCCGGAGAUCUUCAUGGUGGGUACUGAGGAGGGCAUGAUCCACACGUGUUCCCUGAAGUAUAACAGGAACUAUGUGCGCUCGGUGCAAGGUCACCACAUGCCCGUGUACCGGAUCCACUACAACUUGUUCAACAAUAGCAUCUACGCGUCCUGCUCGGGCGAUUGGCGCGUCAAGAUAUGGGAGGAUGGAAGGGAUGAACCUCUGUUCAUGUUCGAAUUGGGUUCUCCGGUGGGUGACGUGAAAUGGGCCCCUUACUCCAGCACUGUCUUCGCCGCUUGCACUGCGGAUGGCAAGGUAUACGUAUACGAUUUGAACGUCAACAAAUAUCGGCCGAUAUGCGUGCAAGCGGUCGUCUCAAAGAAGACCAAAAAACUAACGAGGAUAGACUUCAACUCUCGUUUGCCUGUUAUCGUUGCAGGAGACACCAAAGGCACCUGUCACGUUUUGAAAUUAUCACCUAAUUUAAGAGUGAUGUGCAAACCACCGAAAAAAGCGCAAGGCGUCGACCAGAGAACUCUACAGAUCAUGAAGUUAGAUAAACUAUUAAGCUUGGUGCGAGAUCCACCUUUCACACCAGGAGUAGUAGAUGAAAAGUUUGAAGACGAUUAAUAAAUUGUAUAUUUUUUAUUGAUUUCUUAUUUAAUGUUACUUAAAAUAAAACACAUUGAAUGUACAUUAGUAUAUCAUUUUUAAUAAAACUAGUAAAGCUAUCAAAAAAACAGGACAUUAUUUAGAAUGACAUAUCUCCAUAUAGUUUUAUAACACAAAACUGGCCACUUUAUAAGCGGCUUAUAUACGCACACUAUUUAGAGGUGCUUUCAUACACUUACGACUAGAUCACUUUGAUAUCUCCAAAAGUUCAUUUCAUUGACUAGAAAAAUUGAGUUAAUAAUCUAUACUGGGGCCGUCAAGAAUAACACCUUUACCUAAAUGUGAAAUUGUACGAAAUUCAAUGAAAAUCUAUAAAAUCUGCGCUUUAUAUAUUGUUGAAUUAUAUUAUCUUCUAAGGAAGAUUAAAAAAAUGUAUUCCUAGGCCCCAAAUGCUAAAAUAUUUACCUACUUAUUUUAUCCGCUUUCCGAAAAUCUAAAUUCUUCUAUAAAUUUAAUACAUUCAGUUUGACAGCCAUACUCAAGGACGCCAAAUAAAUCAAAUGCCAUUUAAAGUUGUGUUUUCUUACUCAACUGUUACACAACACGACCAUAAAUAAACUUUGAAAAAAAAGAAAUGAAAGAGUUCUUUUUAAGCACGCAUAGCCGGCUUGCACUCAUCUAUUAAAAUUAGCAUGAACAACAAUAUUUUAAAUUAUAAGCUUCAAAAAUAUAUCUCUUACAAUGUUAAUAACAUUAUUUUCAUCAUAAUUUUUAAUUAUUUUAUUACAACAAAUACUCACGUAAACUCACUUUACGUGGGAUUUUCAUUUCUUUAAGUACAGUCGAGGUACGAAUUACGAGUGUAUACACUAGCACUACGAAUAUCUGACUUAUUGCUACGUAACAAAGGCGCUGUCAACAUUAAUUUUGUGUUGAUCAGCAUGUGUACAGUCUACACUGUACUUUCUCAACAUUUAUCGCAGGCAAACUGUAAAUUUAGCAGUAUUAACUACACAUCAGGUAGUUGUUUAGAGAUAGUCAUUUUAUAUUAUAGCUGGACGUCAAUUAGUCGAAUUGUCACUUGUCAAUACGGCGGCCAACAUUCUACUAAAUUCACAUAUGAUUUACAAUUUAGUAAGUGACCUGACUAUACUUAACAAAAUAAUAAUAAAAUAAUUAGUGUAAUAGUACUUUUUACGCGCUUUCAUAUGUUUGUUUUAAUAAAAAAAAACUAUGUUUACAUUUAAUAUGAAAUAUUUCUGGCCGGAAUAUAAUAUGCCUAAAUCUGCAACCUUUCUGCGACAUCCCAAUGAUUUCAAAUAACACAUGGCACUCUGUAAACCGAAAAAAGCUCAAUUAAAUAAAAAGCAAUGGAUUUUUAAUAAGCAAAAAGCAAUGAUGGUUUACAGACAACGACGUUGUUUUCAAUACCGCUGUUUAUAGAGCGCGCUUGCGAUAACUUUUAAAUACCGUUUAUUUAGCGCCUAACAUUUUAAAACAAUAGCAACACUAUGUUUAUCAAACAAUAAAUACAAUAUGGCACAAAGUACAACGGCUGACUAUAUAUUCGUCGUACAGUGAAAGCAUAAUUUUAAAUUUAAAACUGAGGUGCUCUAGAUAGUAUCAAGUAGCCUUUACAUACAAUAACACGAAAUAAUAUUUAAAAAUAGAUCCUAAACAGUUCUCUAAUUAAGGCAAGUCAACACUAUUAGAUAGAAUCAAUCUCAUCUUUACAAUAAAUAGAACGUACUUAACUUACGUACUUAUAUUUUCUACAACAUAGGUUACUGUAUUUACCUACUAUAUGACUACCCAUUCGAUCGUCCCGAUCUCAUUUUGUGUCUAAAAUCCAAAUAUAAGUUUAAUACCUAAUUAUGGAAUAUCUGAUUUUUAUCAGGCUCUAUCGGGGAAUGGAAACAAUGAACAAACUGUUAUCAAGCCGAUAUUGUUGUACCUAAUUGUUAAAUUACAAAUGCCAUGUGACGUACCAACAUUACGUCUAAAUUGUCGACCUAAAAUAAAUCCUACCUGAUUCAAAUGAGAUUGAUUAUUCUACCAAUUUAAAGAAAAUUUAUGUUAGGUUCAACCUUCAAUGUUUUAUAGUAAAUUUUCAUUAAAAUAUCUUCUGCAAUACUUUCUAAUACAAUAUUCGAAGAAUUUUAUUUAAAAUUGCUUUAAAACGAUUUCACCAAAGUAAAAAUCCAAUAAAAAUACGUAAAACUAUGUGAAAUUUUGUCUCAUAAGAUCUAUAAUUCAAUACAAAUUGUGUAAAAGUCCGUUAGAAAAACUGAUACCGAAAAGUGUGUUUAAUAUUGCUGUGCUCAAAGAAUGCUAGAAGAGUAUAUUUACUAAUUGUAGAGUAAUUUUGGGCCUAUUUUGACGCAUCUCUCGACUGCGCCUGCGCCUAGUUUGAGAUCUAGAAAUGCGCGUGCGUCGUUGGGUGCCGGGGCUUGCCGCCCUGCAAAGGAUCUGUGCCAGCGGAUGCAGAUGGCGUUCAGGGAAUUCCCUCUGAUGUGCCAGCACCCAGUCGGCAGGCCACAUUGUGCCAUUUCUAGCGGCGAAUGGCAGGAUCAAGACGUACACUCUAUUUGUAGCCGAAUAUGCCACGCGGUAGUAAUGGCCUUUGGUCGCGCGUUCCCAUACGAAGCCGUCGGCGUCGGCACCGCCGCGUUGCAGCCAGGACACCCGGGACACGUCCGAGGCGUGGAUACCUAUUUCUGUGUACUCAGCCCACGGUAGCAAAUCGCCC
Messenger RNA from Chilo suppressalis (striped riceborer), 6296 nucleotides. Lineage: Eukaryota; Metazoa; Arthropoda; Insecta; Lepidoptera; Crambidae. The record is from the annotation of a GenBank genome assembly.